Molecule: messenger RNA, 8174 nt
Organism: Alligator mississippiensis (American alligator)
Lineage: Eukaryota; Metazoa; Chordata; Crocodylia; Alligatoridae
Gene: PBRM1
Product: polybromo 1
Exons: 32
Coding region: 166-5238 (1690 amino acids)
Biological process (GO): chromatin remodeling
Cellular component (GO): RSC-type complex
Molecular function (GO): chromatin binding; protein binding
Source: RefSeq, a predicted model, not a curated record
GGUCGGUGGUGAGGGGCGACAGCGGCUGUGCCGGCAGGGCGGCAGCGGUGGGCGAGUGCGGCCGCAGUAGCGGGCGGCAGAGCGGAGCUGCCUGGUAGUGCCGCUGCUGCCGGAACCUGCCACGGGAGCAACAGAGUCCUGCAGCGUUUGAAGAAGUUGGAUUCCAUGGGUUCCAAGAGGCGAAGGGCUACUUCUCCUUCCAGCAGUGUCAGUGGAGGAGAUUUUGAUGAUGGUCACCACUCAACAAAUACACCAGGCCCGAGCAGGAAAAGGCGGAGACUGUCUAAUCUCCCAACUGUAGAUCCUAUUGCAGUGUGCCAUGAACUGUACAACACAAUCAGAGAUUACAAAGAUGAACAGGGAAGACUCCUUUGUGAACUUUUCAUUAGGGCACCAAAACGAAGGAAUCAGCCAGACUAUUAUGAAGUGGUUUCUCAACCUAUUGAUUUAAUGAAAAUCCAACAGAAACUAAAGAUGGAGGAAUAUGAUGAUGUGAACCUGCUGACUACUGACUUUCAGUUGCUGUUUAAUAAUGCGAAGGCUUACUAUAAGCCUGAUUCUCCUGAGUAUAAAGCUGCCUGCAAACUGUGGGAAUUAUAUUUGCGCACAAAGAAUGAAUUUGUUCAGAAAGGAGAUGCUGGAGAGGAGGAUGAUGAUGAUGAAGGACAUGACAAUCAAGGGACAAAUUCUGAAACACCUUCUCCAGGUUACUUGAAGGAGAUUCUUGAACAGCUUCUUGAAGCUAUAGCUGUAGCCACAAACCCAUCAGGACGUCUAAUUAGUGAGCUGUUUCAGAAACUUCCCUCUAAAGUGCAAUAUCCUGACUAUUAUGCAAUAAUUAAAGAGCCCAUAGAUCUUAAGACAAUUGCCCAGAGGAUACAGAAUGGAACUUACAAAAGUAUUCAUGCAAUGGCCAAGGAUAUAGAUCUUUUAGCAAAGAAUGCCAAAACAUACAAUGAGCCUGGAUCUCAAGUAUUCAAGGAUGCAAAUGCAAUUAAAAAAAUAUUUAAUAUGAAAAAGGCUGAAAUUGAACACAGCGAGUUGGCCAAAUCAAGUCUUCGAAUCAGGACGCCAUCAAACUUGGCUGCUUCCAAGCUGACAGGUCCUUCCUCGCAGGGUAAGGGCAGUGUUGGUGAUGAGAGAAAUUCUGCUAACAAAUAUUACCGUAACAAGAGAGCAGUCCAAGGAGAUCGUUUAUCAGCAAUAACCAUGGCACUGCAGUAUGGAUCAGAAAGUGAUGAGGAUGCUGCUUUGGCAGCUGCUGCCCGUUAUGAAGAAGGAGAGUCUGAAGCAGAGAGCAUUACUUCCUUUAUGGAUACUUCUAACCCUCUUUAUCAGCUUUAUGAUACAGUUAGGAGCUGUCGAAAUAACCAAGGCCAGCUUAUAUCAGAACCGUUUUUCCAUCUGCCUUCCAAGAAAAAAUAUCCUGAUUAUUAUCAGCAAAUCAAAACACCUAUUUCAUUGCAGCAGAUCAGAACCAAAUUGAAGAACCAUGAAUAUGAAACUCUAGACCAACUGGAGAGUGACCUAAACUUAAUGUUUGAAAAUGCUAAACGCUACAAUGUCCCCAACUCAGCCAUUUAUAAGAGAGUUCUGAAAAUGCAGCAGGUUAUGCAGGCAAAGAAGAAGGAGCUAGCUAGGAGAGAUGACAUUGAGGAUGGAGAUAGUAUGAUCUCUUCUGCUACAUCUGAUACUGGAAGUUCAAAAAGAAAAAGUAAAAAAAAUAUAAGGAAACAGAGAAUGAAAAUUUUGUACAAUGCAGUCCUUGAAGCUCGAGAGCCAAGCACAGGCAGAAGACUCUGUGAUCUGUUUAUGGUUAAACCCUCCAAAAAGGACUAUCCAGAUUAUUAUAAAAUCAUUUUGGAGCCAAUGGAUUUAAAAAUGAUUGAGCAUAAUAUCCGCAAUGAUAAAUACUCAGGGGAGGAAGCUAUGAUUGAAGAUAUGAAGCUAAUGUUCCGAAAUGCAAGGCACUAUAAUGAGGAAGGCUCACAGGUAUACAAUGAUGCUCAUAUGCUGGAGAAGAUCCUUAAAGAAAAAAAGAAGGAACUUGGACCUCUGCCAGAAGAUGAUGAUAUCACUUCCCCUAAAUUAAAGCUAAGUAGAAAAAGUGGUAUUUCCCCUAAAAAAUCAAAAUACAUGACUCCAAUGCAGCAGAAACUGAAUGAGGUAUAUGAAGCAGUGAAGAACUAUACCGAUAAACGAGGAAGGAGACUAAGUGCCAUCUUCCUGAGGCUCCCAUCUCGAUCAGAACUUCCUGACUAUUAUGUAACCAUUAAAAAGCCAGUUGACAUGGAAAAGAUCAGAAGCCACAUGAUGGCCAACAAGUAUCAGGAUAUCGAUUCCAUGGUAGAAGACUUUGUAAUGAUGUUCAAUAAUGCCUGCACUUAUAAUGAGCCAGAAUCUCUGAUUUAUAAAGAUGCCUUGGUCCUACAUAAAGUUUUACUUGAAACAAGAAGAGAGAUAGAAGGAGAUGAGGAUUCACAUGUCCCCAAUGUAACAUUACUAAUCCAGGAACUUAUCCAUAACCUUUUUGUGUCUGUAAUGAGCCAUCAGGAUGAUGAGGGCAGGUGUUACAGUGACUCUUUAGCUGAAAUUCCUGCUGUUGAUCCCAACUUUCCAAACAAACCACCUCUGACUUUUGACAUUAUCCGAAAGAACGUUGAAAAUAAUCGCUACAGGAGAUUAGACUUGUUUCAGGAGCAUAUGUUUGAGGUACUGGAAAGGGCAAGGAGGAUGAACCGGACUGAUUCAGAGAUUUAUGAGGAUGCAGUAGAACUUCAGCAGUUCUUUAUUAAAAUCCGUGAUGAACUCUGCAAAAAUGGAGAGAUUCUUUUGUCACCAGCACUUAGCUAUACCACCAAGCAUCUUCACAACGAUGUAGAAAAAGAAAAAAAGGAAAAACUACCAAAAGAAAUAGAAGAGGAUAAGCUCAAACGAGAGGAAGAGAAAAGAGAAGCUGAAAAAAGUGAAGAUUCUGCUGGAGGAACUGGUCUGUCAAGCUUGCAUCGGACCUACAGCCAGGAUUGCAGCUUUAAAAAUAGCAUGUACCAUGUUGGGGAUUAUGUCUAUGUAGAACCCGCAGAAGCCAAUUUACAACCUCAUAUAGUCUGUAUUGAGCGGUUGUGGGAAGAUUCAGCAGGAGAAAAAUGGUUAUAUGGCUGUUGGUUUUAUCGGCCAAAUGAAACGUUCCAUCUUGCAACACGAAAAUUUCUGGAAAAAGAAGUUUUUAAGAGUGACUAUUAUAAUAAAGUUCCUGUUAGCAAGAUUUUAGGAAAAUGUGUGGUCAUGUUUGUUAAGGAGUAUUUUAAAUUAUGUCCAGAAACCUUUAGAGAUGAAGAUGUCUAUGUCUGUGAGUCACGUUAUUCUGCAAAGACAAAGUCUUUUAAAAAGAUUAAAUUGUGGACUAUGCCCAUUAGCUCUGUAAGGUUUAUCCCACGAGAUGUACCUCUGCCUGUGGUCCGUGUUGCUUCUGUAUUUGCUAAUACAGACAAAGUGGAUGAAGAAAAACACGGUGAAAAUUUAGAAGAUAAUAAAGCAGGAGAUGGUAUCCUUCAUCUUGAAAAGGAGAAAGAAGAUGUUCCAGUGGAAAUGUCAAAUGGAGAACCUGGUUGCCACUACUUUGAACAGCUCUGUUAUAAUGAUAUGUGGCUUAAGGUUGGCGAUUGUGUCUUUAUAAAAUCACAUGGCUUGGUGCGGCCUCGGGUGGGAAGAAUUGAAAAGAUGUGGGUACGGGAUGGAGCUGCAUAUUUUUUUGGUCCAAUCUUCAUACAUCCUGAAGAAACUGAACAUGAACCAACUAAAAUGUUCUACAAGAAGGAAGUGUUUUUGAGUAACCUAGAAGAGACCUGUCCUAUGACAUGCAUCCUGGGAAAGUGUGCUGUGUUAUCUUUUAAGGACUUCCUUUCCUGUCGACCAACAGAGAUCUCUGAAAAUGAUGUUUUUCUUUGUGAGAGUCGCUAUAAUGAGAGUGACAAGCAGAUGAAGAAAUUUAAAGGGCUUAAGAGGUUUUCGCUUUCUGCAAAAGUAGUAGAUGAUGAAAUUUACUAUUUUAGAAAACCCAUAGUUCCACAGAAGGAACCAUCUCCACUACUGGAGAGAAAGAUUCAGCAGCUAGAAGCAAAAUUUGCUGAGUUGGAAGGGGGUGAUGAGGAUAUUGAAGAGAUGGGAGAUGAAGAAGGUGACAUCUCUGAAGCACCUUCUAUGCCUCAACUUCAGACUCCACUGGCUAGUGAAUUGGAUAUAAUGCCGUACACUCCACCACAGUCCACUCCCAAGUCUGUUAAAGGAAGUGCCAAGAAGGAGGGAUCGAAAAGGAAGAUCAACAUGAGUGGUUACAUCCUAUUUAGCAGUGAGAUGAGAGCUGUGAUUAAAGCUCAGCACCCAGAUUACUCUUUUGGAGAGCUCAGCAGGCUCGUAGGAACUGAAUGGAGAAACUUGGAAGCAACCAAGAAAGCAGAAUAUGAAGAGCGGGCAGCUAAAGUUGCUGAGCAGCAGGAGAGAGAGCGAGCAGCACAGCAACAGCAGCAGAAUUCCUCCCCCCGGGCAGGCACUCCUGUCGGGGCUCUUAUGGGGGUGGUGCCGCCACCAACACCAAUGGGAAUGCUCAAUCAGCAGUUGACACCUGUUGCAGGCAUGAUAGGUGGCUAUCCACCGGUGCUGCCACCUUUGCAGGGCCCACUUGAUGGCAUUGUUAGCAUGGGCAGCAUGCAGCCACUUCACCCUGGGGUGCCCCCACCCCACCAACUUUCGCCAGGUAUGCCAGGCAUCCCACCACCGGGUGUUAUAAGUCAAAAUGUAUCUUCCAUGGUAGGCACUCCAGCACCAGGAGGAAGCCCGUUUGGACAGCAGAUGGGAAUUCUUGGGCCACCCAGCCAGCAAGCACCACCUCCGUAUCCAGGUCAAAGCCCAGCAAGUCAGCCAGUUAUGCAGCAGCCCACAACUCCAAUGUUUGUUUCCCCUCCACCAAAGACACAGAGGCUUCUUCAUUCUGAGGCCUACCUGAAAUAUAUUGAAGGGCUUAGUGCUGAAUCAAAUAGUAUUAGCAAGUGGGACCAGACCCUUUCAGCACGAAGACGAGAUAUGCAUCUUACAAAAGAACAAGAGAGCCGUCUUCCUUCACACUGGUUGAAAAGUAAAGGGGCCCAUACCACAAUGGCAGAUGCACUGUGGCGCCUUCGAGACUUGAUGCUACGAGACACCCUGAACAUCCGUCAAGCAUACAAUAUAGAAAAUGUUUAAUCACAUAAAUUGCUUCUUUGAUACCAACAUAUGAGAAGUUUUGUGGAACAAAAGCUGUUUUAGUUGCUGGGUGGGGAGAGAACAAACAAUAAUUUUUAUUGCAUUUUACUGUACAUUGCAAGACCAUUUUUAUAUAAGAACAUUUUUAAUAAGCAUAUUUCACUUUUUGUUAUAUUAAGUUGACUUUAUCAAAUACACAAAUUUUUGCAUAUGUUUCCUUUAUUUGAAAGGCGAUUUCAUAUUUGGUUUUGUGUAGUCAAGAUUUCAUCUUUCUUAUACUAUAUUGCUGAAAACCUGAUGCCAUCAACUUUUUAUAUAAAAAAAGAAAAGCAAAACAAAUAAGUAUUUACAGAUUAGUUCAGAAGUACAAUGGAAUGUGAAAUUAGUCAUAGUUUACAUCUUAGAAGAAUGUAUGUACAUGUGCUUGUUUGUAUUAGCCACUUCCAGCAGAAGUGUCACUUGGAUGUGAACAUAAGCUUUAUUUAAAUAAAUAAAGGAAAAGGUAAGGGGUGCACUGACACUAGGAAAAAUCAGAUUGUAGUUCAUUACCAAUAAAGCUCCACACGUAGCAAUGGUGGAAGUGCUAGUGUAGACAGGAUACAGGUGUGUUGACUGCUGUGUUAUCCAACCCUGUCCAAUUAUUUGAUGGUGUAGACAAGGCCAUUGUGAUCUCGAAUCAGUUACAGAAUAUUUAUGCAUACUUAACCACAAAUGAAUGCAUUUGAAAGGUGAAAUGCUUUAUCUGCCAAGACCUGUCAUCAGGGUUCUGUGACAACUCCUAAAGCAGUGUAGGGAGUUGCAUUUCCUGUGCGGUUCUAGACUCUUUAAUUGCAAGAGAAACGCAGAGCAUUGAAUUUAUUCAGAUCUUGGAAGGUAAGUAAAAGAGGGGGUAAAUUUUCAGCAAUGUUGUUUAAAAAUAUAUGUGAUGUUAAAAUUGAUGUGUUCUGUUUAAUGAUUUGGUAUUUGUAAGACUUUUUUGUGGUUUUUAAGUGACUUAGUUCACCUUCAUCAAAGUACUACAUUGCAGAUGAAAAUAAUUUUGACACGCACAUUUAGCUUUAAAAUAAAAUAAUGCGGUGUGUGCAAAAUCAGCACAAUCUAUAUCAGAGUUUAUAGUUGGAAAGAAUAGGCUACUUGCAUUACAAGCUUUUUCUUAAUUACUAGGUACACGUAGUGUCUAUCCCAGUUUGAGGGUUGUGAUAUCUUUCUGUUCAGAAUUACCAGUCAGUUUAAACCAACCUACCUACCUUUUUAACUGCAAAGCUGCUUAUCAAAGUUAAAUCCUUUUAUGAUACUUCAUCUGUUUUCAAAAGAAGAUUUUGGAUUGUAGCAAAUAAUAGAAAAAUAUAUGGGAAACAAUGUUACUUUAAAAAAUUGAGUAGGGUGAUCAUUGAAUCAAAUGAUCAAGCCAUAAGAGCUAAUUUAUUGAUAUGUCCUCAUCUAAGGAGUGAGUGAAGUACUUAUUACGUAUUUUAAAAACCCAGAAUAGAAAUGUCGUCUUUGAGUACAGUGGGCCAAACCUUAAAUUUUUGCUUUCAAAUUGAUAACAUUUUGGGAUAAUAUCCUUAUUACAAAGAUAAAGGAAAGUGCCUUAUGCAAGUAUAAAUUGUGACUAAUCUUAUGCAUUUAGUUAAUGUUUUCUAGUAGUCGCAACUGGAAAACUAAAUCUUUAAACAUUACUGAUGUAAAGGAACUGUAGGUAAACAGUGUGCAGAGAAACUAUAUUUGUAAUUUUGAGCCCUACCAGUAAUGCGCCCAUGGUAUAUUAACCCUUUCUUUAGUUUACCAGCCUUUUUAAUUGCCAACUUUGUUUAAUAGUGUAGAAAUAUUUUGCAAACAUUUUGAAAUCCAUAUAUACAUAGUAUAAUUUUAAUAUACAUUCACAUGGUGAUCAGCUUUGCAGUUAACAAACACAAAGAUGGAACAUGGAGCUGAAACAGAUAAGCAGUAAAUGAUAGUUUUUGGGUGUUUAGAACCAUCAUGGAUUGUAUUAAUAAAGUCAAAUCUCUUUUUAAGCAUUUAACAAAGUUACACCAAAGAGCCUGGAAUUAACUUUACUUAAGUUAUUUUUUAUUUAUUUGAAUUUUUCUUUUGAGGACUGGAUGGUACUCCCUAUUGAGCCUAUAAAAUUCAGGUCUUUAAUUUGUCAUAAAGGUCAGUGUUGGUCAACUUGUAGCAUUGCAUCUUUCUCAUCCAGUGGGCUUGGGGGGCACUGCCUUCACUGCUUCUCCUGGCCCUGGAGCAAGAGAUUGGAACUGUAAACAUCCUGGGUCUCCUGUACGGCAGUGCAGAGCACUACCAAUAGGCCACUAGGCUGGUCCUAAUCAAUUAUAUUAAACUUUGUUUAUUUAUUUCAAAAUCAUGUUUCUGUAUGCUGGGGGCAUUUCAGUGGAGAAUGCAGUAAAAUUUAGCAUUUAAUUACUAUAAUCUAGAAUUUCACAGGCAGCAAAAGAAACUUUUCUAACUCUGAAUAGUUUAAAAGAAGAUGUUUCUCUUUGUGGGCAUUUGAACCCAUCACUUGUUUUUCAUUGCCACUCAUUGUAUUGGCAUAAAUGAAAGUUUAAUAUUAAAAUAAAAGUAUGUAUGGGAAAUGGUUGGCUUCUGUAAGAAUGAAAAAUAGAUUAAUAUAGGAUUUGUAUUUUAGUAAACCAGUUGGAGGCCGUGAAUUAUUCAUUUCUUUUCCUCGUUCCUUCCCUCUCUUCCCUCCAAGAGAAAAUUUACGAUGGGUGUUUAUGUAAAAGAAAAAAAAAGCUCUGAUUUUUUUGGUAUCGGUGAUCUUUUCAAUAUAUGUAUUCGGACCUGGUUAAUCCAUUCUGGGCUUUUCCUUACAUCUGUGUACCCAAAAAGUUUGUGGUAACCAGGCUUUUAACAUGUAUGUACCAUCAACUUGCUUAUCUGAGGCUUUUUAGUUUUAAUAAAAAUAGUUUACAAAGUGA